Messenger RNA from Schistosoma turkestanicum, 1504 nucleotides. NCBI's taxonomy places the organism in Eukaryota, Metazoa, Platyhelminthes, Trematoda, Strigeidida, Schistosomatidae. The record is from the annotation of a GenBank genome assembly.
GAUGUCUAAUUCCAUAAAAACUAUUCAUCCAUUUGUUUAUUGGGGUCAAUCAGAAGAAUAUGUAUUUCUUUCAAUUAAAGUAGCCAAUGCAAAUAUUAAUUCUAUUGUUAUUAAUCAAGAAGAGUUUAUAUUUUCCGCUAUGGGUAAUGGAGCUGAUGGUGUUAAAAAAUAUGAAUUUUCUAUUGCAUAUUAUCUUCCUAUAAUUCCUGAACAAAGUCAAUAUAUCGUUACAAGUUUAUCUGUAAAUGUUAAAUUACGCAAAGAACUUAAAGAUUCAUGGCCAAGGUUAACAAUGGGAAGCCAGCGUUUACCUUGGGUUCGUCCUGAUUUCGAUCGUUAUCAGUUUAAUGAUUCUGACUUAGAAAAUAAUGAAGAAGAAUAUCUCAAAGUUGAUGUUGUACAUCCAUCAAAAGAGGAAAGAGAUAAACAUAAUGCAGAACAAAUGAUGCUUAUCGAUGAAGAAGAAUGGGAAGCAUUUUUGAAUUUGCUUAAAAAUCCUUUAACACUUUAUUUACUCAUCUUUAAUAUUGUUCAAUUCGCUGGUUAUCUUUAUAUUUGUGGAGCUCUAGUCUAUGGAUUGAUGCAACAUAAAGAAGUGUCUAAUAUACCAUUUUAUGAAUGGACUAUUGAUCGAUUAGUUUUAGUGCAAAUGUUGUCAUUGUUAGAACCUUUACAUUGUUUAUUAGGUUGGAUUCGUAGUGGAAGUGUUUUGCCUUCAUUUUUUCAAGUGUUCGCUCGUUCUCUAGUUUUGUUUUUCAUUAUAUUACCACAUGAACAAUUCCAUUCGGAGUCUACAACUUAUUGGCUUUUCUUUGCAUGGAGUCUUAUUGAAAUUGUUAGAUAUCCAUAUUACAUUUUGUCUUUAUUAUGUUUUCAAUAUGGAUUCAUUACUUAUUUACGUCAUACCCUAUGGAUAAUAUUAUAUCCUAUUGGAUUUAUAUGUGAAGGAAAAUUACUAAUUCGAUCAUUGCCUUUGUUAAUGGAAUCUCGUAAAUUCUGCUUAGAAUUACCGAAUUCAGCUAAUGUUAGCUUUGAUUUUCCAACUUUUCUGCAAAUAUAUUUGCUAUGUUCGUCGUUUGGUUUAUACUAUAACAUGAGACAUCUGUAUGUAAAACGGCGUAAAAUCAUUGGUCCUCGACCAAUUAAAGGAGCUGAUCAAAUGGGAUAUUUCUCUUUUCUACCAUAUUUGUAUUCGCUAGUUCGUGGAUCAAAGAUGAAAAGCCCGUCUGUUGGCACUACUACUGCUACCGCCACUAGAAAGAAAUAUAUAAACAGUCCUAAUAAUAGUGUGCCAAAACUACACUAAUUCAUUGCUUAGCAUAAUAUGUGUGUGUGUGUGUGUGUGUGAGUAACUGUAUAAAUGAAUCAUUUAUAUUUCCAAUAUGUAAACCCUUUUUAUACGCGUCAUUUCUUCUGUACUGAUAUUCUACAUUAUUUUAUUGUCUUUCUAUACUACUUUGAUAUUUAUAUAUAUAUUUCUGUAAACGAAACUCUAUGAAAUAAA